Messenger RNA from Coffea arabica (coffee), 1438 nucleotides. The record is from RefSeq and is a predicted model, not a curated record. NCBI's taxonomy places the organism in Eukaryota, Viridiplantae, Streptophyta, Magnoliopsida, Gentianales, Rubiaceae.
CCUGAUUCAGUAAUAUUUGAUUCUCUAAGAAGGCUGCAAAUCAUGGCUUUGUCUGUAGAGGUUUUAAAGUCAACAGAGAUUGGAAAGUCUGUUAAUGCUCUGCGGAGACAUGGAUCAAAGCAGAUUAGGCAGCUUGCAAAGACACUUGUCGAUGGCUGGGUGACCAUGGUAGAUGAGUGGAUGAAUGCUACAGCAGCUAUUGCAAAUGAAGGAACUCCAGAGUCUAUGAAAAAGUCUGAUUUAGUUAAUGAAGAGGAGGGGCUUCCUUCUCCUCCACUAGAUGAAGGAUUUCUCUUUGCAUCUCAGAAUAUUUCAAUGGAGCUCUCACAGUUCUUUGACGGCAUGGAUGAUGAUGGAAAUCCUCAAAACAGUGGGGAAUUCAACAAGAACCGUGACAAUGGCAGAAAGCCGUCGCUGGAGAACCACACUGUUCCAAGGCAGAAACAGCAAAUUCGUGGCAACUUGAUUAGCCCUCCGAAAGACCGGAAAGGUGAACAGAUGAAGAAACAAGAUGCUGUAACAAAGAAACAGGAAGCGGUGAUGAAGAAACAAGCAGCUGUGGCAAAACCAAAUAAGCCCUCAUUUGGUGAAUCUGGGCCAGGCAGACCUGCAAAACCAAGCGUUGAUCAAUACCAGAUGAAACCUCAGCAGAAAUCUGAUAAGGGAACGAGUCAGAAGAGGGAGUUGCCUUCUCAGCCAAAUAAAUUGAGGUCUUCAGAUGAUGCGGCUGUUCGAUUAAAACUAGAGGCCUCGAAAAGGAAGCUUCAGGAGCGCUACCAAGAAGCUGAGAAUGCCAAGAGGCAGCGAACGGUACAAGUAAUGGAGUUGCAUGAUAUCCCCAAGCAGAAUCUUGGCCAUAGGAAUCCAAACAUGAGACCUGGCAACUUCAAUAGGCACUGGGGUCGUCGAUAGGUGCAUCAGAGAAUUGCAUCUAACUGCUUGAUCCUUACAUUGAGGCCACUCUGCUUCUUGGAGUGUGUUAUUUUCGAGAAUAGCGAUAUAAAUGGAUGCUUAGACAUCGGCUUUUUUCUGGAACUGAAAGAAGGGUAGGACAUGAUCUGCUCUAUGUCCCUUCAUUGUAGAGGACUAAUUGAACCCCCUUGACUCUCUCCAGUCAUUUCCCAUUGUCAUGGAUAGGCCAGACAUAAAUUGCACAGAAUGAGUGCACUUUGUUAGGUGUUUCUCAUGUAUAAAAACUUACUAGACAUCAAUACAGAUUAAAGCUAAUAAUAGCAGUUUGCCUUUUGUAGGCAGUUACUUUUUGUUGUAACUUUGGCAGAUCUUAGAACAAUUCCUGUGGUGUAGAGAGUGUAGUAAAUCUUCAGAAUACCUGGCAAGUUAGCCAAAUUCAGUCUUCCUUAUCAAGGGAAGGUUAAAACUAUUGAUGUGCAGUUCUGCACUUAUGGUAUGUGGCAAAUCUUUUUGGCUUUUAGAUCCA